AUGAAAAGAAUUUUUGAGAUUGGUUGUACCAAAAUGAGCAGCGCAGAGUGGGGCGGCCGCUGGAGAUGCCUGACCUGUUCUGUUCUGAGGCCAGCAGUGCGAUGGAGCGGGGCCAGUGACCAUUUACACCUGAGGUGGACUGCGGAACAGCACGUACCAGAGGUAGAAGUCCAAGUCAAACAUAGAAGGAUAGCCUCACUGAGCAACCAGGAGUGUCACCUGUACCCGAGGCGAUCUCAGCAGCAGCAGCCAGUCCCUGUGGUGGAUUUCCAUGCGGAACUGAGACAGGCAUUCUUAGCUGAGAUACCAAGAGGUGGUUAA
This is a messenger RNA of Balaenoptera acutorostrata (minke whale), 321 nucleotides long. RefSeq names its product SNRPN upstream reading frame protein-like. The record is from RefSeq and is a predicted model, not a curated record. Lineage: Eukaryota; Metazoa; Chordata; Mammalia; Artiodactyla; Balaenopteridae. Bases 1 to 321 code for a protein of 106 amino acids. Gene Ontology annotation, cellular component: nuclear speck. The transcript is spliced from 2 exons.